Molecule: messenger RNA, 1283 nt
Organism: Cydia pomonella (codling moth)
Lineage: Eukaryota; Metazoa; Arthropoda; Insecta; Lepidoptera; Tortricidae
Product: distal membrane-arm assembly complex protein 2
Exons: 2
Coding region: 402-1226 (274 amino acids)
Source: RefSeq, a predicted model, not a curated record
CGUGAAUCACGGUGCGAAGUAGUGAACGUGAAGUGUAUCGUCGAUUUCGUACAUAAUAGUCCGGAGGAUCGCGAUUCGCGACAUAUGCACGGGGCGUAAAAGCAAACAAAUAGCCUAGUACAUUUUUAUAAUCGAGUACGAAAAAUAUCGAAUAAUCAAAUCGAUAUCGAACAUCCAACAUCUUUAUAUCUUUAUCCUAUGGAAAUUGUAUUCCUUACCUCCACCUUCCAUACUUUGUUGGUUUGACACUAACAGUAGUGUAGCGACAGUGACAGUUCUCAAGUUGUUAAAUUAAGGGGUUAUGAUCGCAUUUUCAAGAAAAACAAACACUUAAAUAAAGGCAAUCCCUUAAUUAUGACUGCAUAUGCUAUUUGAUUAAAUUAUAAGCGUAAUAGCGUACAAUGUCGCUUAACAUAAAACCUUAUCGACUUAGUCGAACAUUCUUUAUAACCUCUCGAAACUAUUGCCAAGAGAAGUCUAUUUAUCAGCGUGAUGAAGAAGGCCCACAACCACGAAUGGUACACGGAAAGCCGUACCCCGACUGGAGGAAGCCAUGGAUACAACGCGACGGAGAAUGGACCAGCAAGUUCUCAGUUUUUGUGGAGAAAAACCCUAAUCCUAACAUAUUAAAUGCACUCUCCAAAGUACCGAAUUUAACCAUGCAAGAUGUAAAGGAAUGGUGGGCCAGUAUGAAGGUGCUGCAAGAGAUUAAGAACCAGGAGUUUCUGCCGAAGAGAGUUGCUGUUCUUGGGUCUAACCUAGCAGCACUGCACUUCUUUACGUACAGGGCUUGUGCCGUCAGAUUGAAAGGAAAAAAGGAAUGGAUAACUGGAGAUGCAACCAACCUAAACCUUCCGACCCAGUAUGAAGAAGGGUAUUUUGUGGAAGCGGUAGAUUGCACCAAUUUCCUUCAUAAUGGCAUCCGGUAUGAGGGCAUCCAAAAUUUCUCUGGCCUCAACUUCCUCAAAUGGGUAUCAUUGAGGAAUAAUAAACAUGUUGAUGUUUGGUGUCUGGACAGACUGGCCGGUCAGAAUGGGAAAAGCUUGGAACACUUAGAUAUCCGAGGCUGCAACCUGUGUGUUGGCGGAGUUUCUGCCCUAGCAAGAAUGUCAGCGCUCAAAACUCUAUACAUAACUGAUCCUGGUGAUAAUUUAGAGCUGCAAGCAGCUUUGUCUGUCCUAGAAGAGGAGAAUCCUAAGCUCUUGAUAAAAGCUGUUACAGAAUAAAAUGUGUGAUGUUAGUAUUGUAAUGUGUUAUUAGUGAAUUAUAUUUUUGUUAUACAA